This is a messenger RNA of Hypomesus transpacificus, 2614 nucleotides long. RefSeq names its product cadherin-related family member 1. Gene Ontology annotation, molecular function: cadherin binding; calcium ion binding. The record is from RefSeq and is a predicted model, not a curated record. The coding region runs from base 17 to 2614 and encodes 865 amino acids. The transcript is spliced from 18 exons. Gene Ontology annotation, biological process: homophilic cell-cell adhesion. Lineage: Eukaryota; Metazoa; Chordata; Actinopteri; Osmeriformes; Osmeridae. Gene Ontology annotation, cellular component: catenin complex; plasma membrane.
UUGUCUCUCUACUGGGAUGAAGAGCGAAAAGAGAGCCUCUGUUUUUCUGUUCUUCUUGGUCCAUUUCUUCUUGGUAUCUGUGCUAUUGGCAAGGCAAUUAGACUUUGCACCUUAUUUUUUCGAUAAUGGACCUAGCAGUUCAAAUGGCAACAUGGCUUUGUUCAGCAUCUCGGAGGAUACACCAAUUGGAACGCAUGUAUAUGUUCUGAAUGGUACAGACCCAGAAGGGGAUGAAGUACAAUAUGAGCUGGAUUUUGAAAAGGGCUCUACAGAAUACUUCAAAGUGGACCCUAAGUCAGGAUAUGUGACCCUAAUCGAGGAACUAGAUAGAGAGAAACAAGAUGAACUUUCAGUGUUUGUCGGUAUAACUGAUGGUCGGAAUAAGGUUAUUGAGACAAUAAGGGUGUUUGUCACUGACUCCAAUGAUGAGCAACCAGAGUUCCAAAACCUGCCUUUUGUCAUUGCCAUCCCAGAGGACACUCUCCCUGGAAGUAGCAUAUACAAAGUGCAGGCAGUGGAUAAGGACAUGGGUUCAGGAGGCAGUGUGUCCUACUACUUACAGAGUUCGCCCACCACCAAGUUCACCAUUGACGGCCACAGUGGAGUCCUUCGAAUCAAACCCGGAGAGACCCUGGACUAUGAGACCACAACAACACACUUUAUGACUGUGGUCGCCAAGGAUGGGGGUGGGAAGUUAAAAGACAAGCACCAGGUGAUGACUUCCACAGCCACCAUCACCAUCAACGUGAUUGAUGCCCAAGAUACAUCGCCGACUUUUAUUGGCACCCCGUACUUUGGAUAUGUCUAUGAAGUCUCUGUUCCGGGCACUGAGAUAUUCAUUGUGUAUGCUAAAGAUGGAGAUCAAGGCAAUCCUAGACCUAUUCAUUAUUCCAUUGUUAAUGGUACUGAUGGUGUGUUUGCUGUGAAUGACACCAGUGGCUGCAUAACUCUUCUUGCUUAUCCAGUCCAGUUGACAAAUGAACUGUAUGAAAUCAAAAUCAAGGCCUCGGAGUUGGGACCAAACAAUGAGCUGUUGGAACACACCAUCACUGUGGUGACAGUUCGAAUGGUGGACCUAAACAACCACCCUCCGACCUUCUACGGGGAGAAUGGGGCACAGAACAAGUUUGAGGUCACCAUGUAUGAACAUCCCCCAUCUGGAGAGAUCCUAAGGGGCUUGAAGAUCAUAGUCAAUGACUCGGAUCAGGGAGCUAAUGCGAAGUUCAAACUGAGGCUGGUGGGCCCAGGCAGAGUACUGAGAGUGGUUCCUCAGACAGUGCUAAAUGAAGCGCAAGUCACCAUCAUAGUGGAAGACUCUGCUGCCAUUGACUAUGAAAAAGGCUCAAUCCUAACUUUCAAGCUACUAGCGGUUGAGAUCGACACACCAGAGAGGUUCAGUGCAACAGCUGACAUUGUGAUCAACCUUCUAGACACAAAUGACAACAUCCCUAAAUUCAUAUCCGAGUAUUACAUUGCCAGGAUCCCUGAAAACUCCCCUGGGGGCUCCAAUGUUGUGUCUGUGACGGCAUCAGAUCCAGACUCAGGCCUUUGGGGGGAAGUCAAAUACUCAAUUCAUGGAUCAGGAUCUGAUUUGUUCCUGAUUCACCCAUCAUCAGGAAUCAUAUACACACAGGCUUGGGCUGCUUUGGAUGCAGAGGUCAAGUCAAAAUAUAACUUUUAUGUAAAGGCAGAGGAUAUUGAGGGGAAAUAUAGCUUGGCCGAAGUCUUUGUCACUGUCCUAGACCUCAAUGACCAUUACCCAGAGUUUGAUGAUAACUUCCUGGAAAAGACCAUGAUCAUUGGUGCACCUGUCAAAAUAGAGGCUGUGGAUGAUGAUGCAGAGUCACCUAACAAUGUCAUAGAGUACUCCAUUAUGAAAGCAGACCCAGACAACAUAUUCGACAUAAACUCAGAAACAGGCGAGAUCAAGCUCAAGCCAUAUAUCAAGUCCAUGGAGAUUGUCCAGAACAUCACCAAGCAGAAGGAUUGCAAAUGGUCUCUCUUGGUCCAGGCCAGAGAUGGAGGAUCUCCGUCUUUCAGCACAACAACUGUGGUGAACAUUGACAUCACUGAGGCCACUCAACUCAAGGGGCCUAUGGCAGCCUUUUUAAUGCAAAGUAGGGACAAUCCAAUGAAAGCCCUAGGCAUGGUCACAGGUAUCAUUAGCAUAUUGGUAGGGCUGACUGUUUUCAUCUCCACGGCUAUGUUCAUGCGCAACACAAAGUUGAACAGGAUCAUGCCUGAACGGCGUAUCAUCAGAAGGAGACCACAAAACCACCAGCCAUGGACUUUCAGAAUGCCAUUCCUCGGCAGCAGUAACCGAUCUGAAAAAUUCCUUACCAACGAUCUGGAGAAAAACUCCAACCAGAACAUCAACAAUUCAUGUUCACGACCUCUACCCCCCAGGGCCCCCUGCCUGCCCCCUCCCACCAUCAACAAUGCCAGGCCCAGCGAGAGGCCCAAGGCAGUGCCCACAGUUUCUGGAACUGUUUCAUCAAAGGGCUCCAAGAAAUCAAGCCACAGCAAGGAGAACAAUGUCAGCUCAGCCCUGGUCUCAGAGCUCAAGAUGAGACUGGAGCAGAAAAUUAUUGAAAGCAACCAAGGCUAUCAUUAA